AUGGGUAUCUAUGUGGAUGAUGAUCAAACUAUUUACAUCGUUGACACCGAUAAUCACCGUAUUGUGGAAUGGAAGUCUGAUGCAACGAGUGGUCAAGCAGUAGCUGGUGACAAUGGACAAGGAAAUCGAGCUGAUCAGUUGAAUUAUCCAAGAGAUGUGAUUGUCGAUAAAGAAACAGACAGCCUCAUCAUCUGUGAUCAAGGAAACCGACGAGUGAUGAGAUGGUCUCGCCAAAAUCGAACAAGUGGAGAAAUUAUCAUCGAUAAUAUCGAUUGUUUCGGUUUGACGAUGGAUGAUCAGAGAUUUCUCUACGUCUCUGAUCAAAAAAAACAUGAAGUAAGACGAUAUAAAAUGGGAGAAAUGAAUGAAGUAGUGGUGGCAGGUGGCAAUAAAAAAGGUGAUCGUCUCGAUCAACUCUACUGUCCCACUUUCAUCUUUGUCGAUCAAGAUUAUUCUGUUUACGUCUCAGAUUGGAAUAAUAAUCGUGUGAUGAAGUGGAAGAAAGAUACGAAAGAAGGAAUUAUUGUGGCUGGUGGUAAAGGUGAAGGAAAUGCUCUGAAUCAAUUGUCGGCGCCCAAAGGAGUGUUCGUCGAUGAGUUGGGCACAACCUAUGUGGCUGACUGGGGAAAUGACCGAGUGAUGCGUUGGUGCAAAGGAGCGACACAUGGAGAUGUGAUUGUUGGUGGAAAUGGUUCGGGAAAAGAAGCAAACCAGUUGAACUGUCCCAUAGAUUUGUCAUUCGAUCGGCAUGGCAAUCUGUAUGUCGUUGACUGUUACAAUAAGCGAGUUCAACGAUUUUCAAUUGAGUAA
Messenger RNA from Rotaria sp. Silwood2, 810 nucleotides. The record is from the annotation of a GenBank genome assembly. Lineage: Eukaryota; Metazoa; Rotifera; Eurotatoria; Philodinida; Philodinidae.